Lingula anatina is the source of this 1523-nucleotide messenger RNA. Its product is annotated as retinol dehydrogenase 13. The record is from RefSeq and is a predicted model, not a curated record. Lineage: Eukaryota; Metazoa; Brachiopoda; Lingulata; Lingulida; Lingulidae.
GGCAUAUAAAUGUGACUGUGGAACAGUCUCAAAUGAAAAUAGUAAACCUUUCAGUUUGGGGUGUAAACUGUAUGAAAAGACACUGAAAAGACUGAAAACACUAAAACUAAAAGGACACAUGCUCUUCUCUUGCAAGGUGUGUCUAUCAGCAGUUAUGGUUCAGUUCUCAAGGGGUGUCACCUGGAUGAGCUAUGUUGGAACAACUGUAGGAGGAUUUGUUCUUUUGAAGUACAUUUAUGGUGGGGCAAGAUAUGAAGAAGAUACUCAGAUCCCAGGCAAAACUGUGAUUAUUACCGGUGCAAGCAGUGGCAUUGGGAAAGCAACUGCAUUGGAACUUACUAAAAGAGGUGCUCGUGUGAUCCUUGCAUGUAGAGACCUGAAAGCAGCAGAGGAGGUAAAAACCAAGAUUAUUGAAGAGACCAAUUCUUCUCUGGUUUUUGUGAAAAAGCUGGAUUUGGCAUCUCUGACCUCAAUCAGGAAUUUUGCUGCAGAUAUUAACAAGACCCAGAAAAGAGUUGAUGUCUUGAUCAACAAUGCAGGAGUAAUGUACUGCCCACAGUCAGUCACCAGAGAAGGAUUUGAGAUGCAUUUAGGAGUCAACCAUUUUGGUCCUUUCUUGUUGACCAAUUUAUUACUAGACAAAAUGAAGCAAUCCAAGCCAAGCAGAAUAAUAUGUGUCAAUGACUCUGUGUAUAAGGAUGGACAAAUAGAUUUUAAAGAUUUGAACUGCAAGAAGUUUUAUGAUGAACGACAUGCCUACAGACAGAGCAAGCUGGCUAAUAUGUUGUUUGUUAAUGAGCUGGAUAGAAGAUUAAAAGAUACAGGAGUCACAGUAAAUGCUGUCAACCCAGGAAUCUGUAAUACAAAAAUCCACAGACAUUCAAAAACAUACCAUUCCAUAUUUUUGGGAAAUAUCUUGGGAUUUUUGCUGACCAUCUUUGCCAGCAACCCACAACAAGGAUCACAGACAGUGGUCUAUGCAGCUGUGGCUCCAGAGUUGGAGGAAGUUUCUGGGAAAUAUUUUUCGAAUUGCAAGGAAGAAAAAAUUAAUCCUGUAGGGAAGGACACCAAGGCAGCUGAGAGGCUGUGGCUUAUUAGUGAAAAAUGGACAAGAUUAGUGAGUUAAUGUUGGUAGUUCAUAGACCAGUCGGUAUAUAAUCUCCAGAUCUUUUCCAUUAGCAGUUAAAUUUAGAAGAGAAACAAGAUUGCAAAAACUGGAAAACUCUCACUCCUAGGAAGGACUGAAAAGACUGUAAACUACUUCUGAAUUUUGGACCAAAAGAUGCCAAUGUAUCCAUCAGCUGGAUGGGAAAUAUGACAGUUUUCUUUGAAUUACCAUAUUACAUAUGUAUGACACAAAUAUACCUUAUCAGCUUCUGAGAGGUGACCCAAAUCACUGAACUGGUAUCAAAAACAGCAAUGUUGCAUCUUCUGGCAGAUGAAUGAAAAUAAACAUCUCUCAUCUGAUCUUCAAACAUUUUAUUUUUUACUGGUGGCAUUUUGUAAAUAUACCAUCAUGACAG